GCUGGUUUUAUUUUGAAGGCAGUUCCGCAUCGUUUCCGGUGCGAUCGUGUUUGAAUGCGCGCAGCUUCACGCAGCUUCACGCCCGCAGAGCAGCGGCGCACUGAGGGAGCGUUUCAUAACAAACUUCCAUGAACUUUCUGCGUUUUCAUCUCCUGCGGGAACAAAAACACGACUCCUAUCAGUUUUCAAACUGUUGGUUUUUGAUCCGCUCCUCUGAGACGGAUCCUCCUCUGUGAAAUUAGCGUUUUUAACUCCGAAUCUGCCUCCAAUCUCGCGCUUUUCUCCGGUGGAAAUCCUGUUUGUCCAGCUGGAAAUGAGGCUUCAGUGAAGGAGGGGAGACCGAGCCGAGCCGAGCCAACCCGGUUAACGCGAAUGACGGUUCAAAAGAUCCACAUACAGAAACAAUGAGAAGAUGAAGCCGGUUCUGUGGAUUCUGCUGUUUUUCCUACGGAGUCAUGAAGGGACGUGUGGAGCUGGUGUGUUGUUCACGAAGCAUCCGUCCAAUCAGACGGUGUCUCAGGGGAACGCGGCGAGGCUGGGCUGUGCGGUUCAGGGUCUGACGGAGCCGGACAUCGUGUGGAUGAAGGACGGAGAGAAGCUCUACAGCACCGACCAGAUGUUCAUCACACUGGGAGAGCAGCACUGGGAGACCUACCACAGUGUGAAGUCGGUCCAGCAGCAGGAUGCGGGUCAGUACUGGUGUGAGGUUGAGUUCCACGGCCUGACGUUCUCCUCUGAACGGGCCUGGAUCACAGUGGAAGGCGUCCCUCACUUCGUCCAGGAGCCGCAGGACGUGGCCACGCUCCCCAACGUUCCCUUCAACCUCACCUGCGCUGCCGUCGGCCCCCCCGAGCCCGUGGAGGUGCUGUGGUGGCUGGGGGGGGUCCAGGAGGGACAGCCCAGACCGUCCCCCUCCGUCCUUCACGUCCAAGGAGCGAACGGCAGCGUGAAGUUUUACUGUGAAGCGAAGAACGCCAGAGGAAUCUCCGUCUCUAGAACCGGCACAGUUCACAUUAAAGUGUUGCCGGCGGCUCCGGUCGGGCUGCAGGUCCUGAGGAUGGUAGACAACAACGUCACGUUGUCAUGGAAACCAGGAUUCACAGGACACUCUGAGCUGUCCACCUGCAUCGUCCAGCUGUCGAGGCGUUCAGUCCGGAGGUGGGACCUCCCUCAGCAGGAGGUUCUGGUUCCUCCUCACCUUCAGGUCCUGUCGGGUCUGAGGAGUCACUCGAACUACAGCGUCAGAGUCUCCUGUGUUAACGAGGUGGGGGCGUCGCCCUUCUGUCCCUGGCUGCACUUCCAGACACCUGAGUCAGUCCCCUCGGCGGCCCCCAGGAACCUGACGUUUGAGCUGUCGGAGCGGCUUCUGUCUCUGAACUGGGCCAAGCUGCAGGAGGAGGAGCUUCAGGGGAAACUGUUGGCCUACAAGGUGCAGUGGACUCUGGGAGGAGAACCACAGGAGCCUCUGCUGUUUAAGGAGACGCCGGCCCAGCUGUCGGGAGGAGGACGCUUCUUUAACGCCUCCUUCCAGGUGUCGGCCUGCACCGCUGUGGGCUGUGGCCCCUGGAGCCCCCCGGUGCUGGUGCUGCCCGCCUCAGCGCAGGUCCAGGUCCAGCGGAGCCACAUGUGGGUCGGCCUGCUGCUCGGCCUGCUGGUGGCCACCGUGGUCGGCCUGAUGCUCGCCGUCCUCGCUCACCGCCGCGGAAAAGAGACGCAGUUUGGCUGGGCCUUUAAGCCUCCAGGUCCCGAGAGUUCGGUCUCCUUCACGGCGGCUCGGUCCUUCAGCAGAACCUGCGCUGAGCUGCACGAGUCCACACUGGACAGUCUCGGUAUAAACGAUGACCUGAAGAACAAACUGCAGGACGUUCUGAUCCCAGAGAGGCUGCUCACACUGGGACACAUGCUGGGGAAAGGUGAGUUCGGCUCAGUGCGCGAGGCGCUUCUGAAGACGGAGGACUCGUCCGUCCAGAAGGUGGCGGUCAAAGUGCUGAAAUCUGACAUCACUUCGACAGGUGACAUUGAGCAGUGUCUGAAGGAGGCGGCCUACAUGAAGGACUUCCACCACCCCAACGUCAUCCAGCUCAUCGGAGUGAGUCUUCACCGGCGUCCUGGCCAGCGGCUGCCGAUCCCGAUGGUGAUUCUUCCCUUCAUGAAGCACGGAGAUCUGCACACCUUCCUGCUGCUGUCCAGACUGGGAGAACAUCCAUUUGACCAGUCUCUGCAGACCCUGCUGCAGUUCAUGUUGGACAUCUCUCGGGGGAUGGAGUAUCUGAGCAGCAGGAACAUCAUCCACAGAGACCUCGCUGCCCGAAACUGCAUGCUGAAUGAGAACAUGACGGUGUGUGUUGCAGACUUCGGUCUCUCUAAGAAGAUCUACAGCGGAGAUUAUUACAGACAGGGAUCAGUUUCUAAGCUGCCCGUGAAGUGGAUCGCUCUGGAGAGUCUCGCUGACAACGUGUACACCACACAGAGCGACGUGUGGGCGUUUGGCGUGACGAUGUGGGAGAUCAUGACUCGUGGUCAGACUCCGUACCCCGGCGUGGAGAACUCUGAGAUCUACGAGUAUCUGAUCAAAGGAGAACGACUGAAGAAACCCCCAGACUGCAGAGACGACAUUUAUGAGAUCAUGCACAGCUGCUGGAGUCCCGUCCCUAAAUGUCGUCCCAGUUUCCAGCAUCUGGUCGUCCAGCUGGAGGCGCUGCGGCUCGGCCUGUCCCCCGCCCCCCCGCCGACGGAGCCGUUACUCUAUGUCAACCUGGAUGGGGACGAGGGGGAGCCGGGCCGAGGGGGGGCGGCCGGAGUCGGGGCCCCUGGGCCGAGGGAGGCGACGGCAGCCGGGGCCCCGAGCUGGAGCGUCCCGUGGCAGCGCAGGGCCGACGGCGACGAGGACUGGCUGAUAGUGGGGUCAGGGGCCGCGCUGGCCAUCGGAGGGGACUACAGAUACAUCAUCGGCCCCUGUGGACCCCCCGAGGAUGACGGGGGGGAGGGGGAAGGAGGCGAGAGGAGGCGGGGGGAGUCUAUGGACACUUUACAGGAGGAGGUCAGAGACGAAGAGGACGAUGUCAUCAUUAAUGUCUGACCAGACACUGACCAAUCACAGCGCUCCUCCUCUCACCUGAUUGGACCUCUACCGGAGCUCGAUAGUCAGCUGAUCAGAGAGACGCUCACUUUCAGGCACUGAGCAGCAGCAGGCGGGUGGAGACUGAACGCAGACUGAGUCUGUCUGAAGGUACAAACUGUCUCCCUGCCGCUGAAAACACACACACAUCCUUGUACUUCUAUCUUUGUGAGGACCGUCAUUGACAUAAUGCAUUCCCUGACCCCAGUCUGCCCUGACCCUGACCCCAGUCUG
This is a messenger RNA of Siniperca chuatsi (mandarin fish), 3352 nucleotides long. RefSeq names its product TYRO3 protein tyrosine kinase (gene tyro3). Gene Ontology annotation, biological process: multicellular organism development; positive regulation of kinase activity; protein phosphorylation. The coding region runs from base 413 to 3079 and encodes 888 amino acids. Gene Ontology annotation, cellular component: signaling receptor complex. Lineage: Eukaryota; Metazoa; Chordata; Actinopteri; Centrarchiformes; Sinipercidae. The record is from RefSeq and is a predicted model, not a curated record. Gene Ontology annotation, molecular function: transmembrane receptor protein tyrosine kinase activity; protein binding; ATP binding. The transcript is spliced from 19 exons.